CUGUGCAACGUUGCGGUGAAAGAAAGCAGGGAAUGGAACGGUGGAGUGGAGUUCUGAGGGUUUCUUUCAAUCGCCGCAACAAAACCUCAUCCUCCUACGUCAGGGUCGCAGCCUCUCUCUGCUUCUCAUCUUCUUCUAAAACCCUAACCUCGCCUUCUGCAAAUGCUGUCUUCUUCAAUGGGGAUCGAGUCCAAGGGACCGGGAAUCCCGUCAUUGAGAAACUCUCGGACUGCCGGAACAUAGCUGAGAUCCUGGUCUCCAAAUUGGGGGCUUCUGUCAAUGCUUGGGUCAUCGAGGCUUCUGUUUUCAAUGGACCGUUUGCUGUUUAUCAGGAAUUCAUCCCAUCAGUGAAUUCUUGGGGAGAGCCGAAGUCUUACAAACCCAAUGGAUUCCCAGCGUCUACUUCGAUUGCUUCGAUUGUCUCAAAGUUCCUCGAAGAGCAGGCAAAAAAAGUGAUCCAAAGUGGACAACAAGAACCAUCUCCGGCCAACAUGCAUUAUGUGGCAUCUGAACCAUGCCCCAAUCAGCCCAAAACAAUCAUCAUUGGGUUUAGCAAGGGUGGGACGGUGCUCAACCAGCUGCUUUCUGAACUCGCCCACUUAAAACAUGAACCUGCCAGGAUCUGGGAAGAGAAUGCCAUCUUCCCUAGUUCGGAAAACAGCCUCUUGAGAAGCAUCUCCGACUUUCACUAUGUUGAUGUUGGCCUAAACUCUAAGGAAGCAUAUUUGACUGAUGCCAAUGUGAUCAAGAAAAUUUCUGAACACCUUUCACGGGGCACUGAUGGAAUGCGUUUUGUACUUCAUGGCACUCCCCGACAAUGGUGUGACAGCAGCCGGCCAUGGAUCCGGAAUGAAAAGGAUAGGUUGUUGCAGUUACUAGAAGAGGAAGCUCAUAGGAGUGGAGGCAAAUUACAGGUGCAUGAGAGAUUCUAUUUUCCUGAUAGACCUCCAAAUUUGCAAAUGCAUUUUGAAAUAAUUGAAAAUUUGGACAUGAGUUGAAGUU
Molecule: messenger RNA, 1002 nt
Organism: Magnolia sinica
Lineage: Eukaryota; Viridiplantae; Streptophyta; Magnoliopsida; Magnoliales; Magnoliaceae
Exons: 3
Coding region: 33-998 (321 amino acids)
Cellular component (GO): mitochondrion
Source: RefSeq, a predicted model, not a curated record